This is a messenger RNA of Brachypodium distachyon (stiff brome), 1705 nucleotides long. Its product is annotated as probable beta-1,3-galactosyltransferase 12. Bases 113 to 1243 code for a protein of 376 amino acids. The transcript is spliced from 7 exons. NCBI's taxonomy places the organism in Eukaryota, Viridiplantae, Streptophyta, Magnoliopsida, Poales, Poaceae. Gene Ontology annotation, molecular function: hexosyltransferase activity. Gene Ontology annotation, cellular component: Golgi membrane. The record is from RefSeq and is a predicted model, not a curated record.
AAUACAGACAGAUCAGAUCAAACCAACUCAACCUCCCAAAAGUCUGGCUUCCCCUCUUCCAGUCCCACCUCUCUAUCUAAUCGCCCCUUCCAGAACCUUCUAGAACCUCCCAAUGCCGCUCCACCAUCCCAAGCACCGGCACCACCACGACGAGGACGUUCUACCCUACCACCGCUCCGACGACGAGGCCAAGCCGCGCCGCCCCUACGCCCCCUCCAGCUUCCCCACCUCUCCUGCCUCCCCCGCUUCUGCUCACCGCUUCCUCUUCCUCUUCGCCGUCGUGUGCCUCCUCCUCGCCGUGGCCUCCCUCGCCUUCGCCGUCUCCGUUAUCCGUCGCCCUGCGCCACUCCAGCCGCCCCCCACCUCCGUGGUCUUCCGCUGCGGCCGUGCGGAGGAUUCCCUCCGCUCUUUCCUUGCCUCCUCUCAGAACUACUCCACCGGCGACAGGGAGAAGGUGCUCGCCGUCGUCGGAGUUCAUACGGAGCUUGGAUCUGCCGCCCUGCGCGCCGCGCUCCGCGCCACCUGGUUCCCGCCCAACCCUGAAGGCAUCGUAAGUGUGGAACAUCGAUUUGGUUUAUCUUUUAGGUUUGUCAUUGGAAGGACAAAUGACAAAGAAAAAAUGGCAGAUCUUCAGAAAGAGGUAGAUCUGUAUCAUGACUUUUUGUUCAUUGAUGUUGAAGAGGGUACGAAGUCCCCACAAAAGAUGCUAGCAUAUUUCAAAGCAGCUUAUGACAUGUUCGAUGCAGAAUUCUACAUCAAAGCUGAUGAUGCUAUCUAUCUGCGCCCAGAUAGACUUGCUGCUCUCCUUGCGAAGGACAGACCUCAUCACCGGACUUACAUUGGUUGCAUGAAGAAAGGACCAGUUGUCAGUGAUCCAAAUAUGAAAUGGUAUGAAAGUUCAUGGGGAUUAUUAGGCAAUGAGUACUUCAUGCAUGCAUCUGGUUCACUGUAUGCUCUAUCUUCAGAAGUGGUGGGAGGUCUAGCUACUGCAAAGAAUGAUAGUUUAAGGAUGUUUGAUUAUGAAGAUGUUACCAUUGGCUCAUGGAUGCUUGCCAUGAAUGUAAAGCAUGAGGAUAACCGUGCAAUGUGUGAUUCUACAUGCACUCCCACCUCCAUUGCUGUAUGGGAUAGCAAGACAUGUUCAGGUUCCUGUAACCCCGUUGGGAAAAUAAAGGAGCUGCACAACACAACUUUGUGCUCAAAAAGCCCAACAUUACCACCUGAUGUGGAGGAGGAAGAGUAGAAUAGAUACAGUUUUGGUCCAUGACUGGGUUAUUGUGUUGAUGCCAAUUUCUCUCACACUGGGAAAUUGGGUUCAUCAUCCGCUAUAUUGUUAUAUCUAUCACCAACCUUGUUCAGAUGGCAGUCUUGUUCUAGCCCCUUGCUGCUGGAGAAUACAUGCAGAAGGAUUGCGCCACACGAGCAAUGUAGCAUUUGAGUGUAUACUCUUGGUUGAUCAAUGGAAACAACACUUGUCAUAGGUACAGGCACAUUGAUGUGUAUUGUCAGGUGAUAGAUGAGCAUUUCUUCCAUCCUGUUGCUAUGUAAGCGGAUCAUACUUAUGGAUACUUCCCUAUAGUUGAUGUUCAUCGAAUGUACAUACACCACUGUGAUGUUGUUAUGUACUGUUGCUUGACCACCUGACAGCACGAUCAGGGUAAUUUAUAAAUUUAUAUUUACUGCCGUCUGAUUCCAGCAGUAUUUC